AUGACGCUCUUGGCCAAACAGCUGCACUGCUGUGUCCCGCUGAUCUGUGUGAACACCUUGGAGAUUGACAAGACCGACGGAGGCUACAAGGACCUGCUGAUAUCGAUCAACCAGGACGUGCCUUAUAAUGAGACCAUCGUGGAGAACAUCAAGAGCCUCCUAAGGUCUUCGUCUCAUUUCCUGCACCGCGCAACCAACGGUCUCGUGUACUUCAAGCACGUAAUCAUCAACUUUCCCAACACGUGGCCCGAAAGAAGCAGGAGCCCGUCGCUUGUCUUCGAGUUCGUUCGAGAAAAGCGAUCUUACGUGUUCGUGCACGAGUGGGCCCAUUUCCGGUACGGAGUGUUUGACGAGUAUGGCCGCAGGGAUGACGACAAGUAUCCACUCACCUACUGCGACGGCAAAGAAGUAAGCCAGUUCUGCGACUCUAGCAACGGUGUGCGUGCGCACAACCCGAAUGCUCCCAACAAGCAGAAUGCGGUCUGCAAGAAGAGGUCUACGUGGGAAGUCAUUAGCGAGAACGAAGACUUCAAAGGCCUUUCGAAGCCUGACCUGUCCAAGAACAUCGAGGUAUCAUUCGAAGAGACGCAGCAGAGAGAAGAUCUACCCCAACGGGUUGUCUUGGUGCUCGACGUCUCCAUUAGCAUGGACCUGUGA
Rhipicephalus microplus (southern cattle tick) is the source of this 657-nucleotide messenger RNA. RefSeq names its product calcium-activated chloride channel regulator 4. Lineage: Eukaryota; Metazoa; Arthropoda; Arachnida; Ixodida; Ixodidae. The record is from RefSeq and is a predicted model, not a curated record.